AUAGAUCGAAUCAAAAAUGAACUCGAAACACAGUUCGAUGGAGGAGAAAGUGAAACUGCCGCCCACGGAGACAAUAAGCCGAUGCUACCAGCCGCAGCAGAGCAACCGCAAGGUCAUCCGCAUCCUGACCGUCGCCGUCUAUGUACUUUGCGUUUCGCUGGCGGCCAUCAUGCUAUCCCUGUACUACAUCUUCAUCUGGGACCCCACCAUCCGGCCCUUUGUCACCAAGGCCACGCAUUGCGAUAAAAUUGUGAUACCCGAAAAAAUAGCCAUUCGCCUCCUGAACUCAUCGGAAGUGACCGCGGAGCAGUUCUACAAGCACAUCCUCGAGCAGUACCGCAUCCUCAGCCACAUGCAGCAGCAACGCCAGCAACUGCUGCAGCGCCAACAUCUUCAACUGCAGCAACUGGAGGCAAACAAUCGCUUCCAGGAGGUCUUUGCCACGGCCACCAUCAUUCAGGCACAUCCGCAUCCCCAUCCACAUCCCAGGGAGCCGCCCAAGAAGCCGCUUUUAGGUCCAUAUAGCCCGCUACCGGCAAACAUAAGUCACACGAUGGGUGGUGAUCAGUCGGGCCUGGGCAACUUGGAUGCAGAUCAAGAGCAGGCUCAUAUGCCCCUAAUCCUGGACACCUCGCCGCCGAUCGAAGUAACCGGAAUGGGUCACCUGAAGCGGAAGACACAUCGGGGUCACUACAAACAUCAUAGAGCUCGAGCCGGUGGUCAAAAGAAACUGUCCAUUGCCAAUUCGAUUGCCAGCUCCACGCCGAGCACCACAGCCGGAGGAGAUGCGUCCUUGGCCACUGCGGCCACAUUGCCACACGGUUAUAUGGACGCACCACUGAAUCCGGCGGCAGGAACCAUUGUCCAGGCACCACAACUGCAGCUAUACACCUCGAUGCCCAUUCCCCUGAUCCUCAGUCCCAGCGAGGAGAAGCGACCCUCACAUCACGCCCACGGACAUGUCCAUGGCGAGAGGCGGAACGGGGCGCAAUCCGGCGGGCGACGAAGGACCACGACUGCCUCCGUUUCUGGCUACGAGGCGCAGACCUACCUCAAUCCGUUCCUCACCGGCGAGCUGAUCUUCGAGAAGUAAGGGACUGGACCCAAUCAGGAAACUUAAACGUCGCGGUUCAUUGUUUUUUUUUUUUUUUUGUAAUGCAUAUAGAGGAAUAUACACUACAGUCAAGAUCGGAAUUGGAGAUUAGCUCACAGAAAUGAAAAAAUGACUAACAUAUGGGCAUUACCUUGUCAUACCUAUAUCAAUGGAGAAAUAACUCAGUUAAGCUCAGUACUGGCAUAAGCAUGGAAAAGAUAUUUCAAUUAAUCAGUUCGAGUAGAUAUGUUUUCGAAAUUGAUAGAGAUAUAUUAGACAUUUCAUAUUGAAAUUUACAGGUACAAAUAUAAACUCAGUUAAUGCGUAGAAUGCGUUUGCGAUUCAACCAAAUGAACGAUUUAUAGUAAUAGCUUAGGAACAAACGUUUUAAUCGCUUAUUCUAUAAUGUAAACAAAAGCCAAAGCAAGUAGAUCGGUUGCAUAACUUAUUUCUGCUAUAGAUACAUGUAAGUCAUGACUUGUAUCAGUACUGAGCUAGAAAUUGGUCCAUAUAUAUACGUAGCCAGGCCUGGCCACAAAUAGAAGAGGUUAAUAAACGUUAUGUACUGCAAAAGGAUAGUUGAAACCGUAGCUAAACGAUAGUCGAUGUACCAACCACACUCCACACCACUUCACUCAACUAAA
This is a messenger RNA of Drosophila santomea, 1737 nucleotides long. RefSeq lists its product as uncharacterized. NCBI's taxonomy places the organism in Eukaryota, Metazoa, Arthropoda, Insecta, Diptera, Drosophilidae. The record is from RefSeq and is a predicted model, not a curated record. The transcript is spliced from 2 exons. Bases 17 to 1093 code for a protein of 358 amino acids.